UGUCAGAUGAUGUAAAACAACAGCAACAAGAAUGAAGCCAAUAUCAGUGAUAAUGACCAUUUUAUUGGUCAAUUUGACCAUAAUGAUCGAAUUGAAUUGGACAGAAACAAUGGACAAUCAUACUACUAUGCCGAUGAUAUGGAUACAUUGGUCUGGUUGUAUAAAUUCUGGCCAAUGUUAUUCUGAAUGUAGAUUAUCUGGUAAACAAAGUGGCCAAUGCAGAACAUGUGAUUGUGAUACUUGUGGACAUUUUAAAAUUAUGCGAUGUGUUUGCGAUCGAUUUAUAAUACCAUGGUCGGUUUAUAAUGAUCCAGAAAUGGAUCCAGUCCGGAACACAACGACAACCAAAAAGAUGUAUGUACAAGCUGUUGAUGAUGAAUAUUAUACCGAAAAUCGUCCGGAAAUAUGUGAAGAAUCACGUUGUAUUCAUAUUUGUCAUAUAAAAGGUUUUCAAGGUGGUUUAUGUCAUAUUUGUCAUUGUAAAGAUUGUUUAAAACUACUACGUAAACAAUGUCAUUGUUUUUGA
This is a messenger RNA of Dermatophagoides farinae (American house dust mite), 526 nucleotides long. Lineage: Eukaryota; Metazoa; Arthropoda; Arachnida; Sarcoptiformes; Pyroglyphidae. The record is from RefSeq and is a predicted model, not a curated record.